AUGGCAGUUUUAGUUUUAAUUUGUCAUAAUACUGUUACAUUUUAUUACAUAAAUACAGAGUGUCCGUUUACAAUUUUGAAGUACGAAGUGUCCAGAAAAGACUAUGGACGUUUGGACUACAAUGCGGAGAUUGCGCUUAGAAUACACUCAAAAAUACAGGAUGCGGAUCUGGAUGUACCAGACAUCAUCAAAGAUGAUUGCUUUACCUUUUUGGUAAUAAUUCCGAAUGCAAGCAAACAUUCUGAACUCAUCGGCGGGGAGCAUGUGACGGACAUUACGAAAGAAUGGUCCGGAACAGAGAAGAAAGGGAAGAGGUGGAUUAGUCUGUUGUCGCGGAGGGCUACACCCAUCGAGAUCACAGAAGAAUCAGAUGUGCUUUUUCUUGCGGAUAAACCUGAGGAAGACUUGAAGAAUAACUCGAAGGUUUGCAAAUUCCUUACGUUUUCCUUUGAAAACGAAAUAUUUGCUUACGCUGAACGAGCUUUACAGUAUGUCCAAGACCGACUUACUAAGAAAAGGGAACACGAACAAGAGACGUUGAGUUAUACCAGGCUGGAGAUUUACUCUCUUCUUGCUAGAAAACUACCGGACCACGACACACCUAUCAAACAGUUGACCGAUAACAUCGAAUUACAGAGCCCCGAUUGUCGGCUUGUAUCAGAGGCACUUAAAAACAAAAGUUUGCAGGAUUGUGAUAUCCGGGGCUUUUGCAACACUAUUGACGGAUUCUUAGUUCUUGUUGUCGAACCAAAACAAAAAGCUGACAAGACAGGCAUUGCAGAUAGUAUCGAAAAAUGUUUGCGGAAACUGCUGAAAGAGAAACCUAAAUUGGUAUGGGUUAAAAACAUAAAAAUGGCUGAUCUUACUGCUCCAGGUUGUAAACUUACCAACACAGGAACAGAUUACUGGGGAACCCUAGGCUGUUUCGGCAAAGACGCUGACGCUGACAAUUCGGUGGUAGCAAUAACCGCUGGGCAUUUUGUAAAUGAGAGGCAAAUCGUCCAAAUAGAAAACAACAGCACUCCAGAGGAAUUCGGGCAGUGUGUGCAAAGUCAUAAUUCGAUUGAUGUCGACAUCGCGGUCAUUAACAUUAACAAUAAUAUGAAACAUAGCUGCACCUUUCAAUUUCGUAAUGAAAAGGACAAAGUCUGCAGGGCGUCCGUAUAUCAGGAGGCUCAAAUCAAGCCCUGGCCAGUGCAUAAAAGAGGAGCUGCAACUCAAUGUACUUCGGGCAUUGUAUACUGCGAGGAGGCUUGCGUGUGUAACGAAAAAGGAAUCCUCAUCAUCGGAAACGGGGACAACAUCUUCGCAGAGGAGGGCGACAGUGGAGCUAUCGUGUUCUUCUAUGAUCCAAAAGACAUACAUAACAGGGAGGUGAAGCUGCUAUCCAUAGUAUCAAAAAAUGUCACUGUGAAAAAAAAAGGCACCAUUCCAGUUGGACUUUCUAGAAAACCAACAUUGACUCGAAGCUUGAAAGAUGGACUCGAUAAAGUCCCUAAUAUCAAAAUAGAAUAUGAAAGGGUUUGAAAAUACAAACCUGGAGGUAAAAGGAAAGCUUUUUCAUGACAUACUGAUUAUGAUAGUAUUUGGAAGAAAUAUUUUUUGGAUUUUUGUUUGUUUUAAUGGCUUUGGACAGUUAAUUAGGAAGACCGAGAAACGGACUGAAAUUAAGAUACUUUUUUGUAUAUCUAACAUUUGGUUUAUAUACUAAAUACUAUGGUAUAAACAUCAGACAUACCCAUGCAAGCACAUGCAUUCGUUAAAGUAAUACUUCCCAUCUGUCAAUCAUAUAUACACAAAGCUGGAGGGACGACAGUCUAGUGGUAAGAAGCCAGGCUCGUGACUGAAAGGUUGCGGGUUCGAGUUACGUCACGGCACUGUGUUGUAUCUUUGAACAAGAUACUUUACUCCACUU
Mizuhopecten yessoensis (Yesso scallop) is the source of this 1915-nucleotide messenger RNA. RefSeq lists its product as uncharacterized. The transcript is spliced from 5 exons. NCBI's taxonomy places the organism in Eukaryota, Metazoa, Mollusca, Bivalvia, Pectinida, Pectinidae. The record is from RefSeq and is a predicted model, not a curated record. The coding region runs from base 1 to 1527 and encodes 508 amino acids.